Molecule: messenger RNA, 15681 nt
Organism: Nasonia vitripennis (jewel wasp)
Lineage: Eukaryota; Metazoa; Arthropoda; Insecta; Hymenoptera; Pteromalidae
Product: protein abrupt
Exons: 9
Coding region: 607-2079 (490 amino acids)
Biological process (GO): regulation of transcription by RNA polymerase II
Cellular component (GO): nucleus
Molecular function (GO): DNA binding; protein binding
Source: RefSeq, a predicted model, not a curated record
UAUUUAUAUCGUACGUUUCCUCUUCAGUCAUCGAUUCACUUUUUACAUUUUACAUUUUUACAGUAAUGAGGGAAACAAGUUUAGUUUAGCCCCGGGCGGCACGGUCGAGUUACAGAGAGCGAGAGGGAGCGAGAGAGAGAGAGAGAGAGAGAGAGGGAGACGAACUGAGCAGCAGCAAGCACAGCAGCAGCAGCAGGGCGAACCCAUGCGCGAACCCAGGCGCUAAAGCUCGAAAGCGAGCGAGUGGACGACGAGCUGCAGAGAGUGAGAGAGAUAGAGAGAGACGACGUCGAGCAGCGAGCGAGAGAUCGAGAGCGAGGGGGACACGACGACGAGGAGCAAGUGGGCGAGGAGCGGCGCGAGGUGAGAGGAGGAGCGAAGCAGGCAGCAGCAGCAGCAGCAGUAGCUGAGGCAGCCAGACGAGAGCAGCAGUGUGCGAGCCGAGCAGAGAGCGUGCUGCGAGGCGAGAGCGGAAGGCAGCAGGCGACGACUACGACGACGAGGAGGAAACAUCAUCAUCAUCAUCAUCAUCAUCAGCGACAGCAAGAGCAGCAGCAGCGAGCAGCGCGACGAGCUGGGCCGUGACGGAGAGCAGAUCAUCGCGCAAUGACGGAUAGCAGCCAGCAGCAGCAGUUCUGCUUGCGUUGGAACAACUUUCAGGCCAACAUCACCAGCCAGUUCGAGGCGCUGCGCGAUGACGAGGACUUCGUCGACGUUACCUUCGCCUGCGACGGCAGGCGGCUGCAGGCCCACAAGGUCGUGCUCUCCGCCUGCAGCCCCUACUUCAAGGAGCUCUUCAAGACAAAUCCCUGUAAGCACCCAAUAAUUUUCAUGAGAGAUGUGGAGUUUGAACAUCUUCAAUCUCUUUUGGAAUUUAUGUAUGCUGGUGAAGUUAACAUUUCACAAGCCGAGUUGCCAACUUUUUUGCGCACCGCUGAGUCUCUUCAAAUUCGUGGCCUCACCGACUCCCAAAGCAAUCAGCACAACAACGAAAAGCAUUCGAAGGCAAACAACAUCAAUGCAUCAAAUGGUCGUGGACUCGUAUCUCCAAAUUUUGAUGAUGAACGCAGUAAAACGCCGCCAUCGUCAAGUCCUCCACCUUUGAAAAGGCUGUGUCAAAGAAGUGAUUCACCUCAGAACUCUAGUCCAGCACCUGCAGUACCACCAUGUGCCACCAGUACAACUCGCUCUCGACCGCUCAUCGAACCUCAAGUUCAGCUCGACUGCUACAAAGACAUGGAUAUUGUUGAGCCAAAAAUCGAACUGCCCGAGUACGGAAGUGAUGAUGAAUCGAAACAAGAUCUCAAUACGUUACCUGGAGGCUUUCUCAGUUUGGAUGGUGGAAUGGAAGUUUUACCUUCCUAUCCACCAACGUAUUCUGGUAGUGGAAUAGAAGGAGGAAUGCCUGGGCCAUCGCAUGGAAAUACGGAGCUUAAUCAGGAGCAACAGGCAGCAGCAGGCCGACGAGUGCGACGCGGCAGGCCGCGACUCGGCGUCCGGGGCGGCAGGCAACAGCAGGUGGCAGCUGCGGCGCAAGCAGCGCAGCUUCAGUCGGCAGCGGCGGUCGUCGCGGCGGCUACCCAUGGGAAUUCACCCUCGAGGGGUGACUGGCUGCCGCUCGAUAUGAGGACGACGCCACCCGCGAUGCCGGCCUUUCGUGGCUUCGACGAUUCCGUAUCGGCCGAUGGCGUGGUACACCUGGGCGAGGGCAUCGCCGUGUGCGAGGAGCAGCUGCGGGCCGUCAAGUGGAGCGACUACCGGAAGCUGACGCGAGGCCUAGCCGCGAUUCUCUUCAGUCCAACGGAGCUGGCCACGUGCUCGGUCACGGGGCAGCGCUGGAGCCGCGCGGGCACGGCCACCGAGCGACCCGUCAAACCGGCACUAGACAAGGCCAAAGUUCAGGCCAUCAUAUCGUACGUGACGUCGAGGUUCCCCACCGUGGACGUGAGCAGCGUCAAGCAGGUUUUGGCCUAUAAAUGCAAGGAGAACUCCACGGCCUUGAAGAUGAAGUCCAUCCGAUACAUUUGCGAGCGACAGGACACGGAAACGUCGCCGCGCGCCGAGACCGAGGACAAGUGAGUCGGGGCGUCGCAAGCUGCAGUGAGCUUUGCGGGCGUCGCGCAUGUAAAGCAGGAGGAGAGCGUGCCUCUCGUAUCGGACAGUCAGCAGGACUACGACAACGGUGGCGGCGGCGGUGACAUCGAGACGGACGAGGGGCCGAACCUCGCUGGCAACGCUCUUGGUAAACUCGACGCUAUACACAGGGCCUUGAAGGUCACCCUCAGGGCGGCCACCUCAGCCGCCGCGGCCGCUACGUACUUCUGAAUCGCGAGAGUGAGAGAGAAAGGGCGCGUAUUUAAUACGUUACACAGAGCGAGGGAUUGUCGCUCGUUUGCGACGUACGUUAUUAUUAUAUAGUCAUAUGGUUUCGUUAUAACGAGAGAGAGAGAGAGAGAGAGAGGGGGGGGAGAGGGUAAGAAGAAGUUUGGGAAUAAUUUUGGCUGUUAACAAUAUUGUUAUCAAGGAGGUAGAGCUGCGCGUGUGAUAUACAUGUGUAACGUAUACAUAGAUAUUGAUAAGUUGGCGGAGUCCCGAAGCCGGACACGUCGCUCUCUCUCGCUCGCUACCUUACGUGAGUCUUAUACAUUGUGAUAUAUGCAUAUAUCUAUGUACGUCUAUAUUUCACGAACAUUUGAGUAGGGCUGUUUUUUAAGACGUAGAAUGUGAGAGUAUAUAAUAAUAUAGUCUUGGUUUUAUAGAGGACAGUAUAGGGGGGGGGGGGGGGGAGAUCGAGAGUAUGAGUAUGUACUCCUGGCUCGGGACUCGCAUCCGUUGUUGUUGCUGUUGGCCGCAUCCUAGAUAGUUUGUUUUUUCUCUUCGUUUAUUCUUUUGUCUUUUUUUUUUUGUUCUUACUUAUACACAGAACUACGUACUGUGAGUUUUAUCGCGUGUACACGACGAGUCAGUCCGUGAUACGGCGAUUGUGAUUUGCGGCGGAAGCUCGGCGUUCCGAGCUAUUGUUGUGUAAGAAGGGCUGUAAAACCGCACGCAUCGGACGAAAAGCAAUUUCUACUAUUUUCAAACCGAUCGAUUGUUUUAUCUCACCUAUAACAUAUAGAACCGUAGAUGCACGUUUUAAACGAAAGCGCCGCGUUUGUUUCCGGAGCGGUUCGCGAAAUUCUGUCCCUCGUGUACAUAACAAUGAUAAUACAAAUAAUUAAAAUUAAAGAAAGAGCGCUUGUGCUUUCGAAAUUAAAAAAACGUCAAUUAUACGAGCAACCAAACCGCUGCCGCAGACAAACGCGACUUUGACGCUUUCAUCACGACUAUCCGGCAUCUUCCCGUUGAGACUGUAAAGAACGCAUCAGAGGAGUCAAAAAGCAAAGGGUUGAUUAAGAGCCUUGUUAUCCUAUAUCACAGCUCUCCGCGUCGUCUCUUUUAAAACUCGCGGAGAGAAGGAAAUGCGAAAUACGAGCAGGCGAUGCAUUCCGCGAAAUUUCCACCGCCGGCACGAGCUCGUCCAAUUAAGAGGCGACAAGUCGCGUAAUCCUCGUUCAAUCCGAAUUUCCCGAGAAACCUCGCUCGAACAAACGUCAUUCCGCCGUUCCUCUCGAUAAACAAUAUCAUCGCGACAUCCUAGAGCUCAACUCCGCCAUGAAGACACUCGAGCUCGCCGGAGCAAUCUGCUUAGCAUUCGCGAAUCCCUCCAUCGUCGAUUCCACUCGGAUUCUUCCAACAAUCGCCCUAAGGGCGUAUACGCGAGAAGAGCAACACGCCCGUGUAGAAAAAGCUGCAGAGUCUCUUGAGAUCGGAAGACUCGGGCGCCAACGAGGUGAAAAAGUAGUCUCUUCGUAAAAUCCGACCUCUCGCGCCUUGAGCUGUGGCGCCGCAUCGCUAUAUAGAGUCCGGGACCGGAGGGCCGAAUGCAAAUCCAGCCUGUAGCGCUAAAGUGUGUCCGGACGGCAGCAAGUUCGCGCCGGAAGCACUUAGUCUUCGGGCGCGUGACUGCGCAUUCGAUGCCGAUGGUUCUCUCUCUCCGGCGAUUUCGCGCGAGCCUCGGCGGAAAUGGUUUCGAGUCGCCGCGGGAGUUAUGAAAAUUAAAUACGACGCGAUAUACAUAGCGUUAGCGGGCAAGGAAUUUUUUUUCUCUCCGAUGCGCACACUUAUAUGCGAUCGAUUCGAGAGCCAGCGGAGCAUGGCAGUUGCGAGCGUAUAUAAAACCGAAAUGGACGGGAGUUGUUUGCUCGCUUUGUUCCGUUGUGACUGUAAAAUCUCUUUUUUGCAGCUGUCAUUUUCAGUUUACGAUCUGCCUUGCAUGGGGGAACUCGGUUAGCGUAACUCGCCAGCCGGAAUAUAACUCCUCGCGCUGGAAGAACUCUCGUGUAACUUUCCUCUUUUUUUCUCUUUCUCUCCGUCGAGAGAAGUUUCCUCAUGAUAUUCGUCGAAUUUAAUAAAUCCCACUGGUCAGGAGAAAGCGUGCAAUGCAUCGCGCGCUGCGAGCGGUUCCUUCUCUCCGAUUAUGUGAUAUAAUACGUAGUUAUACCCUGUUAUACAUGUAUGUAUAGUUAGGAUCGAUGAGAAAGUGUGAUUUUAAGCGAACGUUUAUUCAGAAAAGCGAGCGUCGAGCAAAGUUGAUAUGCGCAGUGUACACGAGAGGGCAAUCCCGAGCUGACGAGUUGAGACAAGGUUGACGGCAGAAGUACGUGGCGUAGCAAGUAGUACGAGUCAAGCAAGCGCCGGACCGCUGCACCGAGUUCCAUUCGAUAAGCGUAUGCCGUCGAGAGGACUCUAGGAAAAAGUUGUAAAAAGGAAAAAUCCCAGCUUACGCGGGAGAUAAGAAAAUGAAGAAGAUGACGAAGAAGAAGCAGAAGAAGAAACGGUCGACGUGAGAAAUCCGGCUGUGAGGCGCCUUUUUUCGCCGGGGGCAGGGGGCGCGCGAUUACGAUAACAACACACACACACACACACACACACAUUAACAAACGGGGAGGCUCACACACACAUACAGCGACGCAUGGACAUUUUGUAAUAAUACCAUGUACACCUUACACACGCGGAGAGAAACACGCUCGAUUGUAUUGUUACAUAGAAAGCGUUGUAUACAAGCGGUAUGAAGGGAAGCCGAAGAAGUCAUCCGGCGUCUCAAGCGCGAGCGAGUUGAAUGCGAAGAGUCACAUCAUCUAGUGCAAUAAAAUAUCUAUUCCCGUAGUUUUCGUAAGUAGCUGAGAUGAAAGAGGGAGAAAGAGAGACGUAUACAUGCAAAGUAAUGGGGGUGGAUAUAUUCAGAGCGCGAGCGAGCGACGACGUCGGCCGGUCCGUCUGGGAGCUAGCUCCUCGUCUCUCUAUUAUUAUUAUGAAAGAGACGAGGCGGCGCGACGCCGACUCUUCAUUAUUAUACAUAUUAAACGAACGUUAGUGAUACAAAAUAAGUAUAACUGAAUUAUUAUUAAUUACGCUAUAAGUACGAGACAAGUAGAGUGAAAAAAUAUAUAAGAGAGAAUUAGAAGGGCGAGUUAUGUAUAGUUGUUAAAAUAUGUCGUGGCUCGAGGAUUCGACACGAGAAUGAGGGGGCGUGGGGCUUAGACAAAAAAAACACAUAUAUAAUACACUGGAUUGGCUGUGAGCUGUCGACGACCACGCGAAGAUUAUAUAAACCAAGUAUAUAUAGUUCAAUGAAAUGAAGACGUAUAACGCUGAAUCGACGCCGGAAGGAAGUACAGAAAGAGAGAGAGAGAGAGAUAGAGAGAGGCAGAGGAUGCGAAGCGCGCCAGCAAAGGAAGAUGCGUUUACGUCUAGCUGCGCAGAUGCUAGGAGCUGCAGAAAAACGAGCGUGAGAGAGAAAAAAAACGACAAAAAAAAUUUAAAUAAGCACGUGCAAAAAAAAAAUAAACAAACAAACAAACGAAAUAAACAUUUACAUAGAGAAAUAGAUAAAAAAAAUAAUAAUAAAGAAGCCAGGGGCCCGGCUCUCUCUCUCUUCUGCAGUAACGAGAGCCGCUCCGGAACCGGGAUACAAGGGUAGAAAAAAAAACUUUCACAUAGAUCAGCCUAAUUAUUAUUAUCAUUAUAUAUAAUAUACAUAAACAUUAUGCGCUCCGCUAGAAGACGAUACGUGCAGUGCAGCAGGCGCCGAAGGCGUGUGUAAUAAUAUAGAUAGAUAGAGAGAGGAAGAGAGAUGCGGAGCGCACUUCGAGGAUAGAUAUGAGAAGUUCUAUUAUUUGUUGGGAGAGUAUAUUAUUAUAUUAUACAUAUUUAAAAUAUAUAUAUAUGAAAAAAAAUAUACAUAUAUUAUAUUUAGGAUAUUUAUUUGUUGAGUUGGUGAUAAUAAACAUAAACAUACAUAUAUAAAAAUAGAUUAUAUGAUUUUAUAAAAAAAGUAAACAAACAAAGAAAAGGUGAAUAAAUAAUAAGAGAGAGAGGCCGCGCGCAAAAUAACGGAUCUAGAGCCGACAAGGGCCUACGCAUAUAUAUAUAUAUAUAUAUAUAUAUAUAUAUAUAUAUAUAUAUAUAUAUAUAUAUUAUUAUUAUUAUAUACACAUGGUAUAAUUAUACGAAGGAUUUAAACGGCAGUAAACGACGAUUUACGCAUGUAAGCGAGAAAUAAAUAAAUACAAGUGUUUAGAGCAGUCUAAAAGGCGAAUGAGUAUAGGCCGUAGCGUGUAAGCAUCAUAUAGUGAGAGGGUAACGAGCGCGUCCGCAAUAUAUCGUGUAUAAGAGGCGAGAGUGAUGAAGUUAUUUAGUAUAGAAUAUUACGAUGUACAAGCGUCGUUGCGCGUAACGCGUCGAGAGUUCGACUUUGGUUUUUUUCCCUUGCUUGCGUUUCAUCCUUCGCGUUUGCCCCUUCUUUCGUUCACUUUGCCUAUAAUAUCCUCAUACGAGAUCGCUUGGCAAGGCAGCUGCACAAUUUCAUUACACGCAUGUGCAUACAUCGAAAUCGUUUCAUUCUUUCGUCGCUCGUUUUUGUGUACUUAAUCACCGGUUUUCUAGACUUUUGUACGACGGCGUGAUUUUUAACUCAACAAUGUCACACGUGCGCUAUUCUUCAAAAUUCUCCGAAAUUCACCUCGCUCGAUUGUGCAGUCACCUCCACAGCGUAAAACACACACACACACACACACAUGUCCCUGGAAUUUUGUUACUUGUAUAGUAACAGGUGAACGAAGACACAUGUAUGUAAUUAUCAUCGCGCCAUCUUUCCAUUCGGCGAUCGAGAGAAGCAAUACACAGACGCGCGAUUCGAGGCGAAGAAAAAAUCGUUCAGUCUUCGAUCCCCACGUUGAGCGUCUCUCGCUCUCCCGGUUGACGAUCUAUUAUACACAGACUCACGGACUCACGGACACACCUACACACACAUACACAGACACGAUCCGCGCUCUGAAUUAUACCGCGAAAUAAAUUCUCCGUGUGGCAGCAAUUUAUCACCCUUCUAAACGAGAGCCAAAGCAUUACUCGCGCGCGCCGCGCUUUAGCUUAAUUAUUGAUUUGAAAAAUCGUCGCUCGUCGGCCGAUUGACCGCAGAAGAUAAUUAUAAUAAUAACAAUAAUGCAAUAAUAAUAAUAGUAUAAUGAUAAUAAUAAUAAUAAUAACCACGGAAUACGACCAGCUGUUAAAUCUUUAAAUGAUGCAUAUACAUAAAGUGCAAUUUUAACAGAACUAAAAAUAAGAAAAAAUUACGUAGCUGCAGCUUAUCAACCCUCAUCAUUCUUACAGAUAUUUUACAGUAGACGCAACGAGCAAAUUACACGUGCACACACAUAUACACACGCACAUACACACACACACACACAGAUUUCACGCGCGAACGAUAAUAUAACGAUUACGCGAUAAUGUAAAGGAUAGAUGAAACCACAAGACAUAUAAAUAAUGAAUAUAAUAGGUAUAUUAACAGACAGAUGCGAGUACGUGAAAAAUUAUAAUAGAGUCGUGCCUGACGUAGUAGGACCAUCCUUAUAUAUUAUAAAUGAGAGUCCGCACAGCCAAUGCGUAUGCGCGUCGCUCGCAUAUUAUUCUAUACAUAAAUAUACGAUGAUGCAUUAUAGUAACGAGUUUAAAAGUCAAGAAAGCAACGCGCGUCUAGUAAGCGGAUUUAUCAGAAUGGAAAUUAAAAUAAAUCGAAAAAGUAAAUAAAAAAAAAGGAGACGAGAAAUUAUUAAGGAAAAAAUAAAAAAACUGUGAGCCUGAAAAAUUCUUGUGAUGAUAAUAUGUCGAACCUUAUAAUAAGAUAACGCGCGCGACGACGCGUCUAAGUAGUCCUCGAUUAGUUAAGGCCAUUUGUAGUGAUAUAUUCGAGAACGCGAGAAAGAGAGAAAGAGCGUAUAGAUAUUAUACAUGUGCGGCUGCGAGAAAAAAUACGGCCGAUGGGAGGAGCUGCUCGCGGCGAUUAGCCGAUUGACGUGCGCGUCUCGACUGUGUGCGAGUAUAUGUGUGCCACUUGAUUGAUGAGGAGGUCCAGCCCGCGCGCCCGCCUGAUACUUUAUCAAGCGACGGACCGAAAUUCGUUUGGUGCCUAGCCUUUCGCGCUAUUAUUCAUUCAUGCGUUGUAAGUUCCUCUUCAAAAGUUGCGAAAUAUCCUGUUGUGUAUAACGUUAUUAGGUAUUAUUAUGCAGAAGUAUUGUUUCGAAAUUUGAAAGAAAAAUUCGUACAAAAGUAAUAAAAGAAAUCGAUCGCGCCAGCUCCUUCCGUCUCGAGUCGACCAUAUGAGCCUAUAUUGUAUGCGAACGUAGGUAGAACGAGGAAAGCAGUCAACGAAACGAGCAAAUGCGCGAGUGCGUGAGGAUGAUAUAUACUUAUACGCAUAUACUUACACACGUAUAAUUAGGUAUAUAGAAAGAAGAAAAAAAAACCAUAGCAAUACAUUCUAGUUACCAACGAAGUCACACUUGCGCGUUCGACUCGAGGGCGAAUUAUAACCGAUCACACGACAACAGUAGCGGCGAGAACUGUAUAGCGCGACGAUAAAGCGAAUCGAGUCUUUCACGUAAGAUUUAUACAUAAUAUAUACAUAUAAAUCUAUAUAUUAUACAUGAAGAAAAAGUACAUUGUGCAUCUAUUGCGAUUAGCCGCGCUGAGAGAGAUGAUCGCGUUCGGGUCGAUGCUCGACUCGCCGAUUGCAAAAAAAUUGUUAUCUCGACGAAAAGCUUUUUUAUUUUCGAGAUCGCCUACUCGACUUUGUGAAUAAGAAAACGAAAAUUGAAGAAUAAACCGUUUCCGCGCACUGUAUCGGCGAGUCGAGCUGUCGCUUGCGGCUGAUAUGGCGAGAGCGAGCGAUAGUUACCCAAAGUCGAUGAAAAGUAAACAAAUACUUGUAUAAUGAACAUACUCCAUGCCUUACGACCUUAGAUUAUUUAAUAACCGGGAAGAUAACGACGACGAGAACGAAGAUUCGACACGAAGCUAUAUUCGACAAGGAACGGCAACGGAAGACGAGGGAAAAACAAGGGGGACGGUAUCCUGUACAGGGGGGGGGGGGCAAUCGUUUGCAUGCGAGUCUUAAAUAAAAAAUAAAUAAUAAAAAAAAAUAAAUAAAAAAAUUAAUAAAAACACGUAGAUUUGAGAAAGUCGACAGUCAACGUAGAGCAAAGAUAUGUAACUCGUAAACCGAAGCGUCGCGUGCGUAAAAUACACAUACGAUAUAUAUAUAUAUAUAUAUAAAUAAAUAAUAUUAUAUAGUUUUUAUGCAGCGCGCAGCUCAGAGAAUGCGCCGAGGUGAUAAAUAAAAGUGGAGAAAAAAAAUUAACAAAAUAUAGAGCGUGAAAGAGAGAGAGAGAGAGAGAGAGAGAGAGAGAGAGAGAGAGAGCGCUGACGAGAGGCGCGAGUCAAAUUAGCGACGCUGUGCACGUAUACAUUAUCACUCUGUACUAUUAUUAUUAAUAAUUAUCAUAAUUAUUAUCAUUAUUGUUAUAUUUUAAUGAUAUAGCUUUAGGUUUUAUUUUAUUUGUUGGCGCGUGUUCUGUGUGCGGCUCCGUGGAGAAGAUGACGACGACGAUGAUGAUGAUGAUGAUUGUGAUCUCCGCGGUGCGGGAGUUUAUUUUUUUUUCCGUCGACGCAUCUCAUUACCUCUUUUAUUAAGGGCUUCGCUUUGUAUACUAUUUAAUUGUACUUCUAAUCUUAUAUAUUAUACGUUUUCUCUUUCGGCCUCGAUUUUACAUGUUUGACGAUUGGAUCAUCGAUCGCGUACUAUUCUUUUCGUUGUGGUAUUACAUAUUAUAUUAUGUACGAUACUAUGUUAUAUUAAUGAAUACGAUGAUAUGUAUACAUGUAUUUACCUGUGUAUACUCGUACGCUGUUGAUGCAGCUGUGCGAGGUUGUUUAAGUUUUUUCGAAUUUUAUCAGAAGAACGAGUGUAAAGUCGAGACUGUGACGAAGACCAAAUGUUAUGUAUAACACAGCAAAGAGCAAUUUUUUUUCCUUUCUUUUCUGUUCAAAAGUCUAUUAACUAUAUACUUGCGCGUAUUAUAUGAGGAAAGAAAAUGACGAAGAUGCUUACUAUUAUUAUACUGUUGUUCUUUCAUGUUUCAUUUGUAACAUUUAGUACGUUUUAUUGUGCGUUCAAAUGAUAGUUAUAUAAUGAUAGUAGAGGUUUACGUAAAAGACGAAAAUACGAUGAUUUACGUUACACGCGCAUUUCACAAGGCGAACGUACGUAAAGUGUUGAAACGAUUUGUUAAAUGUAAUAAACUUUUACUGUAUUGUUACGUACUUUGGUAAAAAAAAAUAAUAAUAUUGUAGGGAUUAUUAAACGAAAACUUGCAUAAAAAGUGGCCAAAAUAUCGAUCAUCGCAACGACAUAGUCGAACUGUUCUUUUUUUCCACAACCAAAAAUCACACAACGUCACACCGGAGUAAAACUCGCAAGUUGCGAGCGAUUCCUUUGUUAUAUCCUCUUACAAAAUCCGACACCAUCCUUACACACUUGGCGUGUAUUUGCAUUUUGAUUGUGCUUUGUAUUCUGCUUUUCUUAUAUUAGAGGAAAUAAACGGAUUAAUACUACCGAUCAAUUCAAUGCGAGUUGUCUGUAUUCAAGUAAAUAGUUUUGAAUCGAAAGCUAUUGCCCUGUGUCAGCUGUGUAUAUUUUACCGGAAAUGCCUCGCCAUAAAAGUCAGACCAGUGUAGAGUUCAUCUAUAUUUGAUUAAUUCGCUGAUGAAAAAACUCGAUUUUCGGAAUGAAACAGCCAAACACUCAGACCGCAGCUCAUUCCUCGGAGGAAAAGUAAAAACCCAAGUUUACUCAUCUACCGAACUUAAAUUCAAAGUCCAUCAAAGUCAGCUGCACAACUUUCUCCUGAAAGCGACCGACGAUAGAAAAAAGACCAAACAAGCUCGCGUGGGCUGUACAGCGGAGAGCCAUCACACAACCACGAGGACGAAUCUUUCAACCGAACGCGGCUGUCGAUAUAACCUGACGCGAAGGACGGCGGCUCGUUUGUCUAUACCACUUGCGCCCGUUUGUCACCUCUUGCGGUGCGGUUUCCCAGAAAAAAAAGGAAAUUCUCUACCGGGCGUACGUGUGCCACAUCGAAAUUCGGUCCCUUUUUCGCGCUGACUUCUACUCCAACGUAUACGCGGAUGAGUAUAUUUAUACCGGAAUACGUGAGAUUCGUUUUGUCGUAAAAACGUUGCUGCUGGCGCUUGGGUUUUCGAGAUAUUGGAAAUUCGAACUUGUGAAUUUUUCGAAUUUUCGAACGUCCCCGGAUUCGCGUGUGCUGGUACUCGGGAAUUUCGACGAUUUAUUUCUGUCGCUGAAUGGCUUUGCUUUUGCAUAUCAAGUGAUCAAUAAACGUCAAUGACUAAUAAGAAAUGAAAAUCAGAUUGCUAUUUCAAUUAAAAGAGAAGGAUCAAAACUGGGUCGCGUUCUCUUUUUUUUACGACUCUUCGAGAGCGAAAUGAGAAAAAACUCGCCUUUCAUUCAACUAUACGUAUACGGAAUCGCCAAUUUCGUGAUUUAUGUGAGAUCAAUGAACAUUUCUCUCUUACUCGUCUGGAGCACAAUCGCUAUCUGCUUUCAUGCAUAUCUGAAAAAAAGUUCAUCCUCGAUCCGCUUAUAAGAUUAUUUAUUUCAAAUUAACGAAAAUCAAUUGUUCCUUUAAAUCACGGACUGACCUUGCACACCCUUAGCCCAAAGCUUUUAGUCCAGCUAAAUUUCCAAUUACCGAAAAUUGCUGUUCGAGCUUCGAUGUUCAAUUAUCCUAAAAUUACUUUAACAACAACAAGCACAAGAAAACUAUUUCUUAUAAAAAGUAGGUCAGCCGAAAAAGUGAUUCGAGUCCCCAAGCCAUUUUCCUUUCCUCAAAAUUCCAGUUGAAAAUCAUGAGAGUUUCAUGUCCCCGCCAGUAAACACACAUCCGGAGACACGACGGGCUUUAAUUUUCGCUUCGCUGCGGUCCUAUUCCCAUCUCGAGUCGUUUCGCUCGUUUUCCUCCCGGGGAAGAAAAGAUCUGGUACCGUAAAACUGAGAGUCUCCGCGCCCUGCAGUUUUAAGACCGAGACAGUCGUCUCCAGGUGUGUAUACCUAUACGUGCUGGUGUCGCGUUGGUUUUAUUCCGGCUCUUCGUUCGUCGAAUUGUACAGCCUUACCGAUGAUGAGUCGAGAAGAUGAGUUGAGCAAAAGCUCUCUCUUAUCGGUUUCAAAAACGUUGAUUCAUGUUUAUGGCUUAGACAGAGGAAGAGGAGAAUCGCUGUUAAACGAGCAGACAGCCCUUUAAGCUCGCGCUUAAAGCCGUCGUGACGAUUCGAGAAUUGUCCGAUGGGAUUGUACACCGGGACGAUUGAAAUUCAAGCUUUUAUUGCUCGAUAUCUUUCUUUUCCUUUGUAUCUCACGCCGAUGCUCAAUUUUAUGACGUACAAUUUUGGGUAGUAAAGUCAAAAGAAGUUAAAAUAUAUCUAAUAUCGUAUAAAGUUCGAAGUAUAUAGAGACGCGAACAUAAAAGAAUCCCGUGUGCAACCGUUGACAUUGUUCGAUGCUUGAGGUCGGAUAAAAAAAACGAGGAAAAUUUUUCUAAGGCGAUCAUAAAGUUUAUUUUAUUGGAUUGUCGCACCGCAGAUGGAAAUAUAACAAUACCCUAUACACGUGACGCGGUUCAUAUUUGUUUGUCCACAUAGUAAGUAUACGUUUACUUUUUUUUCAAAAAAAACAAAGAUUCUUUGCAAAUUACCAGUUUCCAUCAAGUUUCAAAAACCAAAAAGGCUCGCCGAGCGCGGAUCUAAAAGUUCAAACCCCGCGCAGCUUGUUUAGCCCCGCCGGAAGAAUCCGAUAAAAAAACCUCGUGCUAUUUCUCUCCUCUCUUUCGGUGCGCAAAAAGAGCAGCACAGUAAAAACCAAGCUGAACAAAUCGCCCGCGGUGGUCCUCCUCUUCCUCUUUGCUUUUACUUCGCGGCGUAUAUAGGCGAAAAAAAACAAGCAAAAGGAACGGAAGCGAGAAUAAACAAGCGCCAAGCCCGUUAUACGUCUCCCCGGAGUAGCAAGAAUGCGCGGCUUCGUAAUAACGAAGUUCUAUACCUGCCGGAAUUGAAUGACUCGCUGCGCGGAGAAUCUCGCGGAAUUCGAUAACAUUGCCGAAUUUCGCUCGAAGAAGUCCGCGCAAGAUUUCUAUAUUUAACUCUGGCACGUUUGCGGCGAUGCGGCCGUUAAUCAAGAUAGCUCUGGCGAAGCUUUUGUUUGAUAAAGGAAGACUCAUUUUGUGAGCUUGUUCGCGUGGGCGAUAAUUGCAUUAUACGACGCGAGCUGUCUCUUUGAUCAGUGUUGUAUGCGCCCACGAGUGAUUUUCAAUGAUUUAGUUAGCGUUAAAUAAAGUGCAUAAUAUUAUACGAGUAGGGAGUCGCAUUAUUAUUAAGAAUGAAGCGAUGGUAUUGUCUUCCUCGAUUGUUGGUUUUAUUAGAAAGAGGUUUUUAUCUGUUUUUACAACAGCUCCUAGCUUCUAAGCACUUUGAAAGUGCAGUUUUCGCCUGCUUUCUCGUUGGUAGUUUGCAUGGGAUUCGCUUGUUUCUCUCUUAUUGUCCUCUGCUAACGAUUCUUUGUCCUUCGUUAAUUUCGGAAAGGGUAGAGCACCAUCUGUAAAAAUAAAAACCGUGAGUAAAAAAAGCAUAAUUUUAAUUAAGCGAAUCAAGCUAAAAUUUCUUUUCAAACAUGAAAUACUUCAACUUUAUGAAAAAUUUUCAAACAUUGCAAUCUCGGUAAUUUCAUUUCAAUGCAUAUAAGUAUGCGACGGCUUUGAUAAGCGAAUUGAGCAAUCCAAUCAAUUUAUUUUUAAACGAAAUUUAGUACGCGAAUACGUAUCGCGUAUCUUUAUUCAAUUUAUAUAUAUAAAAAAAUCAGCUUUUAUUUCUAUUUCGUCUCAAACAUCGUCACAACGAUUUCAAGUGUGUCAACGAACGGUGCGAACGCUGUCGAAAAUGCCAAAAUAUACUUGUAUAUCAAUAGUUGUGUAACGAGUUACUCGACUCGCGCCUCUCGUCUUCCCGAAGCCAAGCAUCGAUACGAAGAUUUCUUUUAUUUCGAGUCGAUAAGGGAUUUUAAACGACAGCAAUAAUUACAAUAAUCGCGACUUCGGAAGCUCUGAUUACAGGGGGGGGGGGGAUCGAAAGAAAUGAAUAUGUAAGAAAAUGAAAUUAAUCGGGGGUGAAUGAACCGCCAGGCAAUUUAAACGCAGCUGAUGCUUGUGCUGCUCCAUGUGACGUGCAGGCUAACGAUAAUACCGUACUUGUGAUAAUUAAAGUAAAGAAGAGACCUUUAAACGUAGAGUUAUAUACAAACAAGAAGAAAAAAAAACGCAGUUUAACAAUAUAAUUAUAUACAUAAUAAUUAAACAAUAAACGAUAAAAGAGAAAGAGAACACGACGUAAUAAAAUGACGAUUAUAUUAUAUAAAUAGCGAUUUAGGUCUAUAGUUCACAUUUAUAUGAAGUAAAUACAAAGAAUUAAUUAUUAUAUACGAUAUGUAAAAGGUGAGCGAAAAAAGCGUUAUAUAUGUGUACAGCAUAUAUAUAGUAAAUCGAAAGGACGAAGGGAGGAGAAGAAUCCAUCGGCCGUGGAGAAGCGAAGGGAGUAUUUGGAAACGCAUAUACAGGGAUAAUAUAUAAUAUUAUUAUGUACAUUACCACGUAAAAACAAAGUUGGGAGCGUUAUAAAAGAUGUGCGAACAAAGAAGAGAGAUAUAGCCAGAGAGAUGUGAAAGGUUUACGCAAACACUGACGAAUAUUGUGGAUAGAAAUCAUCGCGCAGUCAGAGAUACAAAAAAAAAAUAUAAUGCGUGUAUAUAUAUAUAUAUAUAUAUAUAUAUAUAUAUAUAUAUAUAUAUAUAUAUAUAUAUAUGUAUAGUUGGUAUAUACGAAUUUUUUAGAGUUUUUUCGGUAGUGCGUAUACGAAAGCAGAUAACGAAGAAGAGAGAAGAAACAAAUAAUGACAUGAAUAUACAAUUAAAGUACACACGCUCAUAUACGACGGCGAUGCGACGAUUGUCAGACGUGAGAAAUUUUAUCGAUUGUCAUCGCCGCGAAUAAAAGGUAUAAUUAUAACACGUAAUGGAUUAAUAAGUAAAGUAUAUUAUAUAAUAAAGAAAAAAAUGGAAUCACACACAGAAACGGCUGUAACGUAAAGCCGUGAUAACGAUGUAUUUGCUAGUCAAUGUUCAAUGUUGAGAUAUUUAUCGGAAUAAAUGCGUAUACGUUGUUUACACCAAAACACAUA